Messenger RNA from Racocetra persica, 229 nucleotides. Lineage: Eukaryota; Fungi; Glomeromycota; Glomeromycetes; Diversisporales; Gigasporaceae. The record is from the annotation of a GenBank genome assembly.
AUGCCUGCGAUUGAAAUUAAUGACACUGACAUUUACAUCAUUUGUAAUGAUGAUAUUGAACUUAUAAGGUUAAUUGUCUCUAGUCUACGUGAAAAAGGCGCAAGUAAAAUCCAUCUCCUGGUCUCUGAUAAUCAAGCUCAAAGAAUUACUGAAAGUUAUGAAACCUUCAAUGAAACAAUAAUAAAGGGUACAUGGGAAGAAACUUCUGAUUUUGAAUGCGUCUUAACGA